This is a messenger RNA of Callithrix jacchus (white-tufted-ear marmoset), 6761 nucleotides long. The record is from RefSeq and is a predicted model, not a curated record. NCBI's taxonomy places the organism in Eukaryota, Metazoa, Chordata, Mammalia, Primates, Cebidae.
GGUGGCUGGAGUGGCGGGUGCGCGGCUCGCAGCGGAGGUCCUAGCCGGAGAGAAGUGGGGGGUUCUGUUGGAGGAGAGUGGGCUGCGUUGGGCAGCUGACCCGGCCUUGUGGGAAUCGGGAGGGAAGGUGCCCUUUAACAAGGGUAGGCGCUUGACUGAGGGGUUCUGAGGCUGAGCCCAGCAUGUGAGUUGGGGGUGAUCUGUAUUUCGCAGGAGGGUCUUCAGUGGGGGAAGUCGUAAAGCAGGAGGCAGCAGAUGGUAAAAUAUAGAGAUGCCCUUGGAAUGCAGCGUGGCGAUUUAGUAGGUUUUAAGACAGAGGAUCAGUAUAGCGCACUGUAAUUUACAAGCUUUGAUUUGGGUGAAAGUCGUGGGAAGAAGCAAUAUUGAGGGAGGGAGGGAGACCUCCAGGGAUGGGGAUGCACUUCAAAGAGAUGUUAAGCCCUACUAUUCCUGUGGCGUUUACUAGGUGCUGUGCACCUGCCAAGUGUUUUAGGUGAAUUAACUCUUAAACUUACCCUACCGAUAUUUAAGAGUGUGGACUCUGGCGUCGGGUUGAAUCCUGAAUUUGAAUCCCGGCUCUGCCACUGAGCGUUACUGUGGCUUUGGGCGAGUUGUUUAACCUUUUCUGUGCCUCAGCUUCAUCACUGGUAGAAUGAUCUCAUCUCUGUCUAUACCAUUGGCUUGCUUCACCCUGUUUCUCUAAUGAGAACUCCCAGGUGUGGUUUCCAGCCUGGAUCUCUGCCCUGAACUCUAGAGUCAUACCGUGGCCGACUUUUCUCUAUUUGGAAGUUCAUCUGACAUUCAGACAUAAACUUGUUCCAAACCAAACUUGCUGUUCUCUCCUUUCAGCCUCCAAACCCAGUUGAUGGCACAUUCAUCCUUCCAGGUACUAAGAUCAAGAAGCCUGGAGUGUCCUUCACCCUUUUGUUUGACUUAUACACGGUCUAGCCAUCAGCAGAUCGCAUUAACUCUACCUUCAAAAUACAUCCAGAGGCCCGGUGCAGUGGCUCACACCUGUUAUCCCAGCACUUGGGGAGGCUGAGGCGGGUGGAUCAUCUGAGGUCGGGAGUUUGAAACCAGUCUGACCAACAUGGAGAAACCCUGUCUCUACUAAAAAAUACAAAAUUAGCUGGGCAUGGUGGCGCAUGCCUGUAAUCCCAGCUACUGGGGAGGUUGAGGCAGGAGAAUCGCUUGAACCCGAGAGACAGAGGUUGCAGUGAGCCAAGAUUGCACCAUUGUACUCCAGCCUUGGCAACAAGAGCAAAACUCUGUCUCAACAAACAAAACAAAAAAACCCACAUCUGGAAUCCAACCACAUCUCACCAGCUCCUUUGCUACCACUCUGUCCCAAGUUGUCUCUUGGCUCUUACCUGGUGUGUAGCAGUGGCCUUCUGUGUGGGCUCCCUGCCUCUCGCUGUCAGGGGGAUCCUAGUAGAACAGAAAUCGGAUCAGGUUGCUCCUCUGUUCACACCGUCUUCUGGCUCCCACCUUACUCGGCAAAAGUCUUCACCAUAUCCGCAAGGACCCCCAGCUUAUUGAGUUCCCUCCCUUCCUCCCCCUCCCUCCCUUCAACUCCCGUCACUUCUCUCAGUUCCCUUGCUUACUCUGCUGCAGCUACCCUGGCCUCCUCUCUGUUCUUUGAACAUGGUGAACACAUUGUCACCACAGGGCCUUUGUACUCGCUGUCCACUCCUCCAGGAUCAGGUCUCCUUAGAUGUCUGCGUGGCUUCUCCGCACCUCUUUCAGGUCUCUGUUCAGAUGUCAACUCCACAGCUGGGCACUUGCUGACUACUCAGGGUAAAAGGGCUCCUCUCAUGUGGCUCUCACCUGGCUUUUUCUUCAUAACACCAAUACCUUAUACAGAUUAUUAUUCUUAUUGUUUUUUUUGAGACGGAGUUUUGCUCUUGUUGCCCAGGCUAAAGUGCAAUGUCAUGAUCUUGGCUUACUGCAACCUCCGCCUCCCAGGUUCAUGUAUUUCUUCUGCCUCAGCCUCCUGAGUAGCCGGGAUUCUAGGCAUGUGCCGCCACACUUGGGUAAUUUUGUAUUUUUAGUAGAGACGGGGUUUCUCCAUGUUGGUCAGGCUGGUCUCAAACUCCUGACGUCAGCUGAUCAGGCUGCCUUGGCCUUCCAAAGUGUUGAGAUUACAGAUGUGAACCACCAUGGCCGGCCAAUAUUAUUAUUUGUAGUAUUAUUAUUUUUUGAGAUGGAAUCUUGCACUGUUGCCCAGGCUGGAGUGCAGUGGCACCAUCUCAGCUCACUACAUCUUGUGCCUCCCGGGUUCAAGUGAUUCCCCUGUCUCAACCUCCCAAGUAGCUGGAACUACAGAUGUGUGCCACCAUGCCUUGAAUUUUUGUAAUUUUAAUAGAGAUGGGGUUUCACCAUCUUGGCCAGGCUGGUUUCAAACUCCUGACCUCAAGUGAUCUGCUCACCUCGGCCUCCCAAAGUGCUGGGAUUACAGGCAUGAGCCACUGCGCCUGGCUUUCGCUUGGAUUAUUGUUGGUUUAUAUCCUCUGGGCUUCUUGGACCUCCCCACUAGAGUGUUUGGCUCUAUGUGAAUAUAGAACCCAGCACCUAGAAGAGCACAUGGUGUGUACAAAGUGUUGUUUCUCCUAUACCGUCCUCACCACCCUUUGGGGUCUUCCUGUGGUGUGGGGCGGGGUUGCUAAGCUGGGAGGGUCUUGUGUCGGGUGGUGGGGUUAGAGGUCGGGGAAUACACUGGACAGAUUGUGGUGCCCAAGGGUAGAAGGACCCUUAAGUGUCUGAAGGAACCUGGAGGAAAUGCAGAUUCCGGGGCCCACCCCAGGGUUUCUGCUUGUGUAUGUUUGGGACGUGACCUAGGAAGCUGCAUUUUCAUAAGCACCUGUUUGUAAGUAUUACGUUCUUUGGCCAUCACUGUGGGAAACAUGGCUAGGCUGGUUCAGACUUUGGGCUGGAAGGAAACCACUCUCUUCUCAUCCAGCUCCUUCCCUGUGGCUGAUGCUCUGCUGGGCAGUGUUGUGGUGAUUCAGACAGCUCCUGACCCAGCCUGGGAGUCAGGGAGGGCUUCCUGCAGGAAAGGGCAUCAGAGCUGAGACUUAAUGAGCUAAGGGGAGAAAACCUUGGCUGUAUCCCCAGUGCCUAGAACCCCAUUUCCUGGCAUCUCCCAUGAAAUUCACAAGCAGUCCCUGAAGAUACAAGAUUGAUUAAAAUGGCUCUGCCCUCAUGGGCUCAUGGUUUGUCAAAUAACGAAUCACAGAGAUGGUAAGAGGGGUACCAGACACUGUUUGAAGCACCUUAUAUACAUUAAAUAAUUUAAUUCCCUAACAAACCUAUAAGGUAGGGGCUCUUAUCCCACUCUACUGAUGGGGGAAGGCCCAGAGAGGGCAAGUGUCUUGCCUAAGGCCACACCAAAGAUAAGUGCAGCUGAGAUCUGAACCCAGAAGUCCCUAGCCUGCAGCACGUGCCAUGCUGAAGCUGUGAGGCCACAUUUGGGUUAGUUCUGGGAGGAAACAGGUGGUCAGGGAAGGGCAGCUCGGUGAUGGGAAGGAGGGCAAAUGCUUCUGUCCUUCAUCAUGGGAUGCUAGACAAGCCUCAGUUUCAUCCUCUGCAUAAUGGGGCUGGUUAUAGUGCCCACCAGAGAGCAGAAUUUGGGGUGAGUCAUUCAUUGGAUUGGUAAAUGUGCAUGGUCUUUAUCUAAGGCAAAAUGUCUUUGUUUUAUUGUGUGUGUGUGUGUGUGUGUGUGUGUGUGUGUGUUUUGUUUUUGAGACAGAAUUUAUUGCCCAGGCUGGAGGGCAGUGACACAAUCUUGGCUCACUGUGACCUCCAUCUCCCAGGUUCAAGUGAUUCUCCUGCCUCAGCCUCCUGGCUAGCUGGGAUUAUAGGCUCCUGCCACCAUGCCCCGCUAAGUUUUGUAUUUUUGGUAGAGACAGUUUCUCCAUGUUGAUCAGGCUGGUCUCGAACUCCCGACCUCAGGUGAUCCACCCUCCUUGGCCUCCCAAAGUGCUGGGAUUACAGGCAUGAGCCACCAUACCUGGCCAGCAAAACAUCUUUAAGAGACAGUGGGAGAGGGAGUCUGGAUCCCCCAGGGGGAACUGGGGUACUGCAUUGUGCCCUAUAGAUUGCAUUGCUUGGUUCCCCAGAGGGCUUUUGUGUCUCUGCAUUCCAUGGGGACAAUGUGGAAGGCUUUGGUCUGUAUUCUGGGGCAGUGAAGGGGAGUUCUGUCCAGUCUCAAUUCCUCACUUGGUAGGGAGGUGAGGUCAGAAUGGGGUCGGGAAGGGGAUCAUCCAGGUCAGGCAAUGAGUGUGAAUGUGAGGCUGAGGUCUGCUGCAGGGGAGAACCCAGCUAGGGGAUGGCUGCACUGGAAUAUGUGUUGUUGGUGGUGGGAGCUACAGAGUGUAGGGAAAGAGCCAUCCGAUGGGGCUGCCAAGGGUAGUGAUUUGCCCAUGUCUGGUAUGGGAGGUAGUGAUGGAGAUUUGUCUUUGGGAAGCCCUGCGUGGAGAGUUUUCAGCUCCGGCCCUGGGUGAGAGCUGUGAAAUCUGUGGGGAGAGCCAUUUGGAGGGUGGAGCCAGGGGCGGUGAUGUAACCCCGGAAAGGAAAGGGGUCAUCCUAGUGAAUGAUGAGAGGGAGAGAGCUGGGGGCUGACACACUGAAUGUGAGUGUGCCGGCGCCAUGACGUCAUGAGGCCCGAGAACUGGGUCAGGUGUGUGGGCCAGGAUGAGGCCUUGGGACAGCCGCUCGGCGCUCACAGGGAUGGGGUGGUGACGUCACUGGUUGGUGAGGGCGGGGCCUCGAAGGCACCACUGGGCUGCGUGAGGUCAGGAAGGAGGCAGAGGCUGAGAAGAGCUGGGAGAGGCUCGGGACUGGAGUGAAAUCGGCCAUCAGGAUGAGCCACUGUUCACGAAGCAAGGAUGGAGGAUGCAGGCUGCAGUGCAGUGGCAAGAUCACAGCUUACUACAGCUUCCGCCUCCAGCCUCCCAAGUGGCUGGAACUACAGCAACGUUGGCCAUGGACCAGCCGGCCGGCCUGCAGGUGGACUACGUCUUCCGGGGUGUGGAGCAUGCUGUGCGGGUGGUGGUUUCCGGGCAGGUGCUGGAGCUGGAGGUGGAGGACCGGAUGACGGCGGACCAGUGGCGGGGCGAGUUCGAUGCCGGCUUCAUUGAAGAUUUGACUCACAAGACAGGGAACUUCAAACAGUUCAACAUCUUCUGUCAUAUGCUGGAGUCAGCCCUCACUCAGAGCAGUGAGUCAGUCACUCUGGACCUGCUGACCUACACAGACCUGGAGUCCCUGCGGAACCGCAAGAUGGGGGGCCGUCCGGGCCCUCUGGCCCCCAGAUCGGCCCAGCUCAACUCCAAGCGCUACCUGAUCCUCAUCUACUCAGUGGAGUUUGACAGGAUUCACUACCCGCUGCCCCUCCCGUACCAGGGCAAGCCAGACCCCGUGGUUCUGCAGGGCAUCAUCCGCUCACUGAAGGAGGAACUGGGCCGCCUGCAAGGUCUGGGCGGCCAGGACACUCGGGACACCCGGGAGACUGAGAUCUGGCACCUGCGGGAGCAGGUGUCGCGCCUGGCGUCCGAGAAGCGGGAGCUGGAGGUGCAGCUGGGCCGAUCGCGCGAGGAAGCGCUGGCUGGGCGCGCGGCCCGCCAGGAGGCCGAGGCACUGCGUGGGUUGGUGCGUGGGCUGGAGCUGGAGCUGCGGCAGGAGCGCGGCCUUGGGCAUAGGGUGGCCGGCCGCCGAGGCCAGGAUUGCCGCCGCCUGGCCAAGGAGUCUGGACCUCUGCGCCCCCUCCCCUCCCUGCAGCUCGAGGAGGCGAAGGCAUCCGAGCGGAGCCUGCGCGCCCGGCUGAAGACGCUGACCAGCGAGCUGGCCUUGUACAAGAGGGGGAGGCGGACUCCUCCGGUGCAGCCGCCCUUGGCGCGGGAGGACCGGGCCUUGUCGUCCCGGGAGCGCUCCACGUCGCGAGGUCGCGGAGCCGCGCGCUCCUCAUCCCGGGAGAGCAGCCGCGGGAGCCGGGGUCGAGGCCGACCCGCGCGCCCCUCGCCCUCGCCCACAGGUGGUCGCGCGCUCCGCUUCGACCCCACGGCCUUUGUGAAAGCCAAGGAAAGGAAGCAGAGAGAGAUCAAGAUGAAGCAGCAGCAGCAGCAGCGGAACCGAUUAGGCAGUGGAGGAAGCGGGGACCGUCCGUCCAUCUCCUGGCCUCGCCACACCCGGCCCCCUGCUGCCGUGACUGGACGAGGGGACGCCCCUAACCGCUCACGAAACCGCAGCUCCUCUGUGGACAGUUUGCGCAGCCGCUGCUCCUCAGCCAGCUCCUGCAGCGAUUUGGAGGAUUUCUCUGAGUCGCUUUCCAGAGGGGGUCCCCGCCGCCGUGGCAAGCCUCCUAGCCCAACGACCUGGAGUGGGCCCAAUACGAAGUCUACCCCUGUGGAAUGCAGCCACCGUGAGAAACAUCUGGCCAAUUCUGGGGGCUGGGUCCCCAUCAAAGAGUACAGCUCGGACCACCAGGUGGCUGACAUGGCUGAAAUAGAUGCACGUCUGAAGGCCUUGCAGGAGUACAUGAACAGACUGGACAUGCGGUCAUGACAUGGAGAGGGGGUACUGGCCCUCCAUCCCCCACCCACUACUGAGUAUGGCAUGGGGGGUGGGGCCUGCCCUGGCCCCGCCCCUCCACGUGCCCCUGGGGUCUCAGGUGUGUGAGGCCCUGAUCCCAGCCUCUCCCCUGGCAGUACAUGCUGGGAGGGAGGAUAUGUGUAUUUUGUAAAUAAACAUAUUUGCCCUUGGGA